This is a messenger RNA of Poeciliopsis prolifica (blackstripe livebearer), 5192 nucleotides long. RefSeq names its product progesterone receptor (gene pgr). Bases 1118 to 3025 code for a protein of 635 amino acids. The record is from RefSeq and is a predicted model, not a curated record. The transcript is spliced from 8 exons. Gene Ontology annotation, molecular function: sequence-specific DNA binding; DNA-binding transcription factor activity; zinc ion binding. Gene Ontology annotation, biological process: regulation of DNA-templated transcription. Lineage: Eukaryota; Metazoa; Chordata; Actinopteri; Cyprinodontiformes; Poeciliidae.
CACUCGUCCCUUCAUCCCUGCCUUGUUCUGACCUCCCAUUAACUCCUCAUUGUUCCAUCUGCGAGGGGUGGCGGGUACUAAGCAGACUUCAGAAAAGUUAUUUCAUGAAGACUGGACUCCCACACUGAGUGUUCACCCAAGGCUCCAUUCAUUUAGCUCCCAUAUGACUCAUAUCCUCAUUCGUCCAUCCAUCAGACUCCGUCUUUUAUUAAGUCUUUACAUUCAUGUGGUCUGCUCCUUGCUAGUAAAAACUGAGGUCUAAACAGAUAAAUCAGACUGAAAGUAAACCUUUUGGAAUUGCCUUCACCUUAAUCCUAAAUAAAAUAUGAACUCUCUCUGCAACUUGUAAAAGGAAAUUUAGCCAAAUGAUACUUUGAGAUGCUUAUUUAUGUUGGAGCCUGUGUGGAUCAUUUUUGAGCCAGUGAGCAUGACUGCAAAUACAUCAUAAAUUUGAACUGGUGAAUAUUUCUUGACAUAGAAAUUCUUUAAGUUGGAAAAUUAUCCCUCCUCUAAAAAUGGUAGGAUGAUCUGUUUAAACAUUAUCCUUGUUUUUUCUUUUUCUUCUUCUCUCACCCAGACACUGUGACUGUUUUUGUUUAUAAUCAUGUAGCACCUCUGUGCUGCAUUCUGUUACACUUUUCCCUGAUCUGUAGGGCGGAGACUAAUGGCCCUUGACAUUGAAAGUCUCCUGAAAGAAAUGCCACUUUUUAGCUCUGCUGUUAAGGUACGAGGACCGUACUGUGUGCAACAAGCCUUUGGAUCUUUUGUCCCAAUUUGGUAAGUCCUGUGGACAACUGGAUCACUAUAGGAAAUAUUAGAAAUGACACCAACAUCAAGAAGGAUAUGUUGUUUUUGUCAAUCUAUUGUGCUUCAUUUUUGUGAACAGAAUAUAAACGCGAUCUAAUUUCCAGUACACCAGUGCACGUUUGUAUUUUUUUUAAUCUUACAAACAAGUGGAAGAAACGUAUAAAGCAUUAGAGAGCCUUUGGUUCAUGUGAAAGGCAGGGAGGAGGAUUACAGGAAGGUCUCUGAGUUGCUUCUUAUCACGCCGCAACAUCCAGCCUGCGGGCGCACUCAAUACGCGUCUUCGAGCUUCAGAGGGAAAAAAGGAAAACUCAUGGAAAACAAAAUGCACGGAAAGAUGAGUGCCAUCAGCAACACGUCGAUCGCCGAUUCAACUGAUUCGAAAGUAAGCGACUUGAUUGAUGCUGGACACAGCAGGUCUGUCAAAGUGGUCGCGCGUAAUUUGGGAAGCCUAGACCCUUUAAUUCAUGGCUUAAAUUCGAGUGGGGACUGCUCGGUUUAUAAGGACUGCAAUUCUAUUGACGCGUCAGUUUCUGCAAAACAGUCUUAUGACAGCAACAGUGACUAUUUAAAGUCUGGCAGUGUUUCCUGGGAAGAACUUGUCAAACUUCAGAGGUCCAGCGCAUCUCUGUCGGAAAGUGCCGCAAAUCUAAGCCUGUCCUCUACACCUGGGGCUUAUAAGUUCAUUAAAGACGAAAAGGAACCCGCUGUGAUUAUGGACACCCCCUGUCCGAAGUUUGCCACAUCACCUGAGAUCCGUACUCUCGACACCUGCUGCGCAACCGACAGCAAGCAACACCUGGGGCUGGAAGCAAUCUCCCGGCCACGGAUGGAGGGCUCUCCAAACUUCCUCAUAGAGCUGACCAAGCCAGAGCAGCUGGGGAACUCCGGAAGGACCGACUCCAGGUGUGCUCUGUCCGCCCAUUCCCCCGCGCCUCACACCGCCUCUCGCUGGCAGAUCCAAACCCCUACUUCUGAGCCUCCGUACUGGCUCCACACCAUGACCGAGACGGACGCCUUUCCAGCCAGCAGCUACGAAGGGAUUCAGAACCACAUCCAGACCCAGAGGAACCCUUCACCUUUCUCCACCUUUCCAGGGAUGCAUCCUCAGAGAAUGUGUGUUAUCUGUGGUGAUGAAGCAUCUGGCUGCCACUAUGGAGUCCUAACGUGUGGGAGUUGUAAAGUAUUUUUCAAAAGGGCAGUGGAAGGCCAUCACAGCUAUCUCUGCGCUGGGCGAAAUGAUUGCAUUGUGGACAAAAUUCGGAGAAAGAAUUGCCCUGCAUGUCGUCUCAGAAAGUGUUAUCAAGCAGGAAUGAUGCUUGGAGGCAGGAAACUGAAGCGCUUUGGAGCCUUGAAGGCCUUAGGCUUGGCCCCGUCCCUGAUGUUCCAGUCCCAUUUGGCCAUGUCCGGAGAUGGCCAGGCCUUGACCUCCAUGUCUUGUGUACCAAGCAUCCAUGAGCUUCAGCUUUCCCAACAAAUAAUUAACAUCCUGGAAAAUAUCGAGCCUGAGAUUGUGUACUCUGGUUACGACAACUCACAACCUGAAGUUCCCCAUCUUCUGCUCAAUAGUCUCAACAGGCUGUGUGAGAAACAGCUGCUGUGGAUUGUCAAGUGGUCCAAGUCCCUGCCAGGUUUUCGGAAUCUUCACAUCAAUGAUCAGAUGACUCUAAUUCAGUACUCAUGGAUGAACCUGAUGGUGUUCUCUCUUGGGUGGCGCUCUUUUCAAAAUGUCACCAGCGAAUACUUAUACUUUGCGCCUGAUCUGAUUCUUAGCCAGGAGCAAAUGAGGAGAUCCCCAAUUUAUGACCUCUGUCUGGCGAUCCAGUUCAUUCCUCAGGAGUUUGCCAACCUACAAGUGACCCGUGAGGAAUUCCUCUGCAUGAAAGCCAUAAUAUUACUCACCACAGUGCCACUUGAAGGUCUGAAAAGUCAGGCCGCAUUUGAGGAAAUGAGACAAAACUACAUACGAGAGCUGUCCAGAGCCAUUCACAUGAAGGAGAAGGGCAUGGUGGCCAGCUCCCAGCGGUUCUACCACCUUACCAAACUGAUGGACGCCAUGCAUGAGAUAGUGAAGAAGGUCAACCUGUUCUGUCUGAGCACCUUCAUCCAGGCCGACUGCAUGAAAGUCGAGUUUCCAGAGAUGAUGUCAGAAGUCAUCGCCUCUCAACUUCCCAAGGUGCUGGCUGGGAUGGUGAAACCCCUGUUAUUCCACACAAAGUAGUAAUGCAAACAUCAUGACUGUAUGGUGGUGGCCUUUGACUGGAUUACUGCUGCAUAAUACUUAAUUCUUCAGACCCUGCAUUCUGCUGUAGUCAAAUGUGUAAACUAUGAUAAAUGGCUUGAUAUAAUGCAAAAUGACAAAAAGAAAAAAAAUGGAUUGACAAGAAUGUAAAUGCCUACGAAAGCAUGAAUAUCCUUGAUGGUUUAAUUUUCUGUUUUUAAUCAUGUUACAAAAACAAACGAAUGUAUUUUAUUUGGGUUUUCUGUAACAGACCAACAUAAAACAGUGCAGAAUUUUUAAGUUUAGAUAGUAGUUGAGAUAAAAUAAUAUCUGCAGAUCAAUAACUAAAGUAGGGGUCACUUUAGCCAAAUGUUUUCCAUUUUUGCUUUUUUUAUUAUUAUUCGAAACAGUGACAGAAAAACCUGAGGGCCAUCCGUCAUUUUGUCAGAUUGCAAUUCACACUCCUGACCAAUUCGUGUAGUAGUAGUAGAUGUGUUUACGAGCAAAGUACAGCUAAUUAAGGCCUUGUCUACACAGAGACAAUUUUCAGUGUAUCUGCAAAAGAUUUUUUUAUUUUAGGCAGUGCGUUCACAUGGAUUCAGAGUCUUGUGAGACCACAAACUAUGCUUUUUGAUGACGUUGAAGCUCUAUUUCUCUUUAUGACUUGCAUGCCCAUCAAUUUCACAAAUAAACAAGGCUGGUUUGAUGUUUUUUGUGUCAUUCUCUGGUAAUAUUACAGCGCCACCGAUUGGCCCAGCAUACCCAUUACAUAUUUUUCUGUGGUGUCCUGUCAUGUAGGCCCACAUAUUUCUUAUUUUUUUAAGUGUUUCCAAAAAUUUAUCAUGCUCACUCUCCUAUUUCAGAGGGUUUGUCAACCUCUGAUCACUUCAGUUGGAGAAAUGUUCCCUAAUUUCAGAACACUGAAAGAAGUGGCUUGUAAUUCCAGUCUCUAGUGUAGCAGCAGAACACGGAUUCAGCUUCCAGAUCAACAUCAAAAUUCCCAGGAGAAAUCAUCUGUUUGAGGUAAAUGUGACAAUAGAGUCAGCAGAAAUGAUCCUUGAAACAUUUGACUAAGGAUAAGUGAGCAAGCAGAAUUCAGGCUAGAGCAGAUGCAUCGUUUGUAAUGUAAGAGCCAUUAUUUAAUUUGAUUGUUUUUACAUAUUGGUCCCACAGUCAGUGGUUUUUGUCACAGUGGAUGGAUUUGUCUGCUUGGUAUAUGAUGGAAUGAUAUGGAUUCUCUGUUCAGCUUAUUCGGUGAAUAUUGGUUAAAAUGAAUUGAAUGUCCAAUAGUCUCUAUGUUUUCUGAAUAACAGAAUAUUUGUAUUGAUAAUGGAAUGAACUUAAACACAAACUAUCUACUUUCCAUUCACUGUUAGAUGCCACUUUGUGUUGGUCUAUGACAUGAAAUCACAAUAAAAUAUAUUAAAGGUUACAUGAUGAAAUCUGAAAAGGGUGUAAACAUUUUUGCAAGGGACUGUAUCAUAAACAUAAUACAGUCUCUACAAGUUUUGUUAUAUUUAUUUGGUAAAGUUAUUUUUUUUAUUUUUAGUUAGUUUUCUGACUAACUAGUCAGAAGUUCAGUCAUCUUGCUAUUUUCUUUACGCAAUAUCUUGAUCAACAAGCAUUUGCCUUACUUUGUCUGUUCUCUUGUCUUUCAAAUUUUGGAGACCAACCAUAAAAAAAAUAGACCUAUUUGUCAUUUAUAUUUAAAACCCAGAAAAUUAAAAUUACAUAUUUUAAAUCUACAUCAUUUUAAAAAUGAUGCAAAAUACAUCAUUUAAUGCAUUCAAAUGAUAUUAAGAUUUUUUAAAAUUAAUUUAAAAAAUGUGCUCAAAUUAAAUAAUAGAUUUCACCCCUCCAAACAAAUCUGUGUGAGAUCUUAGUGCUACACUAAAUAAGUUUUAAAGAUUUUUACACAUCUUCACCAAGGUGACAAUAAUUGUGUUAGGUCCUGUAAAGCAUCAAUCUUUAUUCUUGUAUGUCAAAUAUUUUCCAAUGCAGCAACACGCUAGAUCAAUAAAAGAAUCAUCUGAAAUUUUUGAACUGCAAAAAAUUGAACAAAAUCUUACAUUCAUUGUGCAGAACAACUGCGUAGCUUAUUGACAUGCAAAUUCAAAUUGGGCAGGCAGAGAAAACUGGAGAGAUAUCUUCUUACCUAUUGUCAAAU